This is a messenger RNA of Ipomoea nil (Japanese morning glory), 2196 nucleotides long. Its product is annotated as poly(A) polymerase I-like. Gene Ontology annotation, molecular function: RNA binding; nucleotidyltransferase activity. The transcript has 14 exons. The record is from RefSeq and is a predicted model, not a curated record. The coding region runs from base 172 to 1791 and encodes 539 amino acids. Gene Ontology annotation, biological process: RNA processing. NCBI's taxonomy places the organism in Eukaryota, Viridiplantae, Streptophyta, Magnoliopsida, Solanales, Convolvulaceae.
ACUGCAAUCGUGCAGGCAUCUCUACCAGUAAAACGUCAUCUCUUUCUCCAUUCCUUUUCCGGCGAGCUCUGAGUAAAAACCCUAUGGUUCAAUCCUUCUCUAACGGCUUAAACCCUUAACCUCAAAUCAAAUAAAUAAAAAGAAAGAAGAACAAAAACAAUCUCCCCUCUCAUGGCAAUUCCGGCAGUUCAAGGCCUAUCCUGCAGAACCCAAUUCAUUUUUCGCCGUCCCAUCCCUUACUGCUUCCGCAAGGUUCGGAAUCGCAGCUCAGCUGCGGCGGUUGAAUCGAUAGUUGAACCACUAAAUGAUUCCAAAGAAGAAAAGAAACGGCUGAAAACUCAUUCUAAUGCAAAAGGUAGUGGGUAUAAGAAUGCUUCUGAAUGGAAGAAAUUGAGUUCCGAAGAGCUCGGAAUUCGGACCUCAAUGAUCUCUAAAUCUACUAGAUUGGUCCUGAAUUGCCUGAAGCAAAAAGGGUAUGAUGUCUACCUUGUGGGAGGUUGUGUUCGAGAUCUUAUUUUAAAGAAAAUUCCUAAAGAUUUUGACGUCAUAACAUCGGCUGAGCUUAAAGAGGUGCUUAAAACAUUCCCACGGUGUGAAAUAGUUGGAAGGCGGUUCCCCAUAUGCCAUGUGCAUGUAGAUGAUGUCAUCGUAGAGGUGUCAAGCUUUACUACCAUGGGAAGGAAGUUCGGAAUGAAUUCAUACCACGCUGUUCGAAGGCCUCCAAAAUGCAAUGACGCUGAUUUUAUGCGCUGGAAAAAUUGCUUAGGCAGAGACUUUACCAUAAAUGGAUUGAUGUUUGAUCCAUUUGCAAGAAUAAUAUAUGAUUACAUGGGUGGAAUGGAAGACAUUAGAAGGGCUAAAGUACGAAGUGUGAUUCCUGCAAGUACUUCAUUCAUGGAGGAUUGUGCACGCAUCUUACGUGGGGUGAGGAUAGCAAGCCGUUUGGGAUUUCGUUUUUCUCGAGAAACAGCACAUUUUGUAAGAGAAUUUGCAUCGUCUGUGUUAAGACUUGACAGGGGAAGGAUACUGAUGGAAAUGAAUUAUAUGCUGGCAUAUGGGUCUGCAGAAGCUUCACUAAGAUUAUUGUGGAAGUUUGGAAUUCUAGAAAUUCUUCUUCCGAUACAAGCUUCUUACUUGGUUUCCCAAGGUUUCAAAAGGCGUGAUACAAGAUCUAACAUGCUUCUGUCAUUGUUUUCCAGCCUGGAUAACCUUCUGGCACCUGAUCGGCCAUGCCACACCAGUUUGUGGAUUGCGAUCUUAGCAUUCCACAAAGCUUUGGCGGAUAGGCCUCGGGAUCCGUUGGUGGUUGCUGCAUUUUGCAUUGUUGUCCACACCAGUGGGUCAUCUUCAGAUGCACUAGGCAUAGUGAGGAAGAUCUCACAUCCACAUGAUCCAAGGUUUUCUGAGCUGUCCAUAGAUCACGAUCUGAAGUCAGAUGAAGUACUUCUGGAUGAGGUCAUGAAUCUCGCAGCUGAUGUAAAAUCUGCAUUAAAGAAGAUGACAGAUGAAUAUUUUGUUUCCCAGGCACUAAUUGAGUAUCCCGAAGCACCACAUUCUGAUAUGGUGUUCAUUUCACAAGCGUUAUCACAGAAGGUGUGUGCAAUAUUUGAGUGCGUGAGAAGAGGAAAGCAAAUGGGAUAUGCCCAAAAACAUGGCAGCAAGAUUGACUAUGAGGCCCUAACACUAGGCAGAUUACAUGAAGUUAGACGCGUUUUUGCUAUGGUGGUUUUUGACACCGUAUAUCCUCUACAAACCAAACGUGACAAUUCUGUAGACAAAGUUUCAAGAUAGAUCAUCAUCCACACAUCAUGUUCAAGUAAUCGUGUCCUUUAUUCCACGUCUGGUAUUUUAUGUUGACCUCUGAGCCCCUUUAUCUCAAUGGUGCUUAUUUAGCAGAAUUGGCCCUUCAAGCACAACAUCAAAAAUCGGAAGAGCAAACAACCUCUGUGCAAUGACAGGCUGCAUACAAUCAAGCAGGGCUGAGGUUAUGUAUCCCACAACUGUGAAUCUUGAUGUACUAAGUAUAGUGAUUCUACUAAGGAAACAUGUCUCGGGACCAAACUGUACAGGUGCGAGAUGCAUUUAUUUCGAUAAUUUCUUCAAUUAGUAAAUGCACUUGAAAACCUCAUUGAAAAAGAAACAAAGUAAUGCAAAAAAGAACCAUGUGGAUAACAUGGUUUGAUCCUUCCUGGAUGA